UUUGUAUCAUGUGACUUGUUAUUGAUUGAAGUUGUGAAUCACUCGUGUCGCCGGUAUAUAUCGCCAGUGGUGUAAAAUAGUUACUUACUUUGAUUUUUAAUUUUAAUAGAAAAGUGAAAAUGUCUCACAGAGCUACAAAGUCCGGAUUUGCUGCUGAAGCUCAACAGAAGAACCUUGAUAAAUUCGACAAAAACCUAGCUGCAGAGAUUUUACAAUGGAUCCAGACAACUACUGGAGAAUCUUUCAAUACAGCUGGAGACAUGGAUAACUUUGGAGCGGUCUUAAAAAAUGGCAUGUUAUUAUGCAAGUUAAUGAAUACAUUAGCUCCAAGUCCACAACUACAGAAAAUAAUUAAUGGCAAAGUUCCAACUCUAGCAUUUAAAUGUAUGGAAGUAAUAAAUCAGGCAGUGAUGGCCAUGGAAUCAUAUGGUGUACCUAAAACAGAACUUUUCCAAACUGUUGAUUUAUGGGAGGCAGGGAAUUUAACAGCUGUAUUAACUUGUUGUUCUGCAGUAGGAAGAAAGGCUAAAUCAAAAGGACAGGGCGGUAUUGGACCAAAGGAAUCUGCAAAGAACGAGAGACAGUUUACUGAAGAACAAUUACGACAAGGACAAAGUGUUAUAGGACUACAAAUGGGUACCAAUAAAGGUGCUUCACAAGCUGGCAUGAAUAUGGGAAACACACGACAUAUUAUGGAUUAGGAAAUCAAUCUCAUAAUUAUUAUUAUCUCUUUUGUUCAUUUUUAUCUUCAUUUGCAUUUAUUAGAUCUUGCCAUCAACUUUCUAAACGUUUUUUGAGGAAACAAAAAGGGUGCAAUUUCAUGUUACAUUGUUAAUAUGUGGGACCAAGAUGUUGUCAUCCGUCAGAUCUCCAAGGUUUUGUUAUUGUUUUGAAAAUGUUAUCUGUCAAAUUAUAUGUUAAUGUUUAGUCAUAUGCAAAUGAUAAGGGCAUACGUGAAUAUGAUUCUAAUACAGUCUACUUUCAGCAAGUUAACUAUAAUUUUACACCAUUUUUGUUACUAUUAUUAUGAAUAUUAAAGUUAUAAAAUAAUGUC
This is a messenger RNA of Mytilus trossulus (common blue mussel), 1054 nucleotides long. Its product is annotated as myophilin-like. Lineage: Eukaryota; Metazoa; Mollusca; Bivalvia; Mytilida; Mytilidae. The record is from RefSeq and is a predicted model, not a curated record. Gene Ontology annotation, cellular component: actin cytoskeleton. Gene Ontology annotation, biological process: actin filament organization. The coding region runs from base 120 to 701 and encodes 193 amino acids. The transcript has 4 exons. Gene Ontology annotation, molecular function: actin filament binding.